CAAGACAUACAAAGAGCCUGCAGCAGCAAUCUUUAUGUGUGAGUUGACAAAAAUCAUAAGGCAAAUCGGUUUAAAAAACAGCAGUUUGUCCCCUUUGCGUCAAAUUAUUUUAUUAAACAGAAUCUAAUGUGCUGGGCAAAUGCCGUCAUGCAACACGUUUUUUUUGUCAGCCGUGAUGCAACUUCUGAAAUGUGUUCUGCCUGUAAACCAUCCAAAAGUAGUUUUUUUGCAUGAAAAGGAAGGAAAUUACAGCAACUUGUGCCCUCAUGUGUCAACCACUCACUUACUUCUUGUUUUCAUACUGCCAGUGAGUUGUCUUACAAAACCUCUCCACUUUGCUCUGGUGGGUGAUGCAACAAUGGCAUUGAGAAAACCAGGAAGUGUGUUUGUGGUCUUUCUCUUGUCAAUGGCAGCAAAUACAGCAACAAAGUGUGGACAACAAAGCCAGGUGAUGGUGCCUCCCACCAACGUAGUGAAGGGACAGGAGGUGACACUGACCUGUAGCAACACCUGUACUCUGAGUGACAACCCCACCUACAUCUGGUACAAGAAUGGACAACGUCUAGAUGAGCCCACUUCCCAACAAUAUCCUAUCCACAUUUACUAUUCAGACAUUUACUCCUGUGCUGUAAAAGGCCAUGAGGAUCUCCUCUCUCCUGCAGUGUGUGUUCUGGGUCAGAACUGUUUCAACGUGACUUACACCCAUCAGAGUAUCUGUGCCUUGAAGGAGUCAACAGUGGAACUGCCCUGCACAUAUCAACAUCCAAGUAAUCAUGUAGUCUCAGAACCAAACUGGUAUAUCCAAGAGAAAUAUAAUGAGACACCUAAAAUCCUGAGCUCGGUGCCAGAGUAUGCAGGUCGUGCUGAGUACCUUGGAACUAAAGAGAAAGACUGCAACCUCAGAAUCACAGACCUGAGAGAGAGAGAUUCAGCUGAGUACAAGUUCAGAUUUAAAACACAGUAUGCAGAAUGGGGGUACAGCUUCCCUGGAACAACUCUGACUGUCACAGACCUGCAGGUGAAGGUGUCUUCCUCCACAGAAGAAAAGAAGCUAACACUGACCUGUAGCACCACCUGUCUUCUGACUGACAACCCCACCUACAUCUGGUACAAGAACGGACAACAUCUCCAUGACCCUACUUCCCAACAAUACUCCUGUAAUACUCUAGUGGUCGGGUGUUACUCUACAGACAGUUACUCCUGUGCUGUAAAAGACCAUGAGGAUUUUCUCACUCCUACAGUGUGUGUUCAUGGUCAGAGCUGUUUGAAUGUGACUUACACCAAGAGGAGUAUCUGUGCCUUGAAGGGGUCAACAGUGGACAUUACCUGCACGUAUAGACAUCCCAGCUGGCAUAACGUCACAGAAGUAUCCUGGUUCAACAAAUGGGAGUCUGGAGUUACUACAGAUCUAAUCCAGGACCCAGAGUAUGCAGGUCGAGUUAAGUAUCAACCAACUACAGACAAAGACUCCACCCUGAGAAUCACAGACCUGAGAGAGAGUGACUCUGCUGAAUAUAAGUUUAGAUUUACAACAACGGAGGUAAAAUGGGGAUACAGCUUCCCUGGAAUAACUCUGAUUGUCACAGACCUGCAGGUGAAGGAGACUCCUGGCACAGAGGAAGAGAAGGUGACACUGACCUGUAGCACCACCUGUACUCUAACUGACAACCCCACCUACAUCUGGUACAAGAACGGACAACUUCUCACCAACCCAAACACCCAAGAUAACUACCUCUACUUAGACCAAAUCAGCAGUGGGGACGCAGGCAGCUACUCCUGUGGUGUUAAAGGCUACGAGAAUCUCCGUUCUCCUGUUACGUUCUUUGGGGAGCCAAAGUCUUUUAAGAAUGCAGUUGUAGGAAUCAUAGUGGUUAUUCUAAGUCUCAUACUCUGUCUCUUUGGGUUCAUGUGGUUCAGGAAGAAGGCCUCCAAAUCCACCUCUGACACAAGAGACAGCAGAGACACAGCAGAGAACAUAGGACAGAGAGACUCUAAUCCAGUGUAUGACAACAUCUCAGGCAUGAACUUGGCCCCUAUUGCAGCACAGAGAGCGAUCACAGACGAGCAGGAUGACAUUACCUACGCCAGCAUCCAACACAGAAACCAGGAAGUGCCUCUUGACUCCACCGUCCCACCGUCUCACCCCCAGAAACAGGACGAGGAUUUCCAGUACACUACUGUGAAAUUCAACAGCCCCAGUGCUGCUCAAUAGACAUUGGGAGGGAUUCAAUCCAAUCAUAGGUUAUAGACAUUGGGAGGGAUUCAAUCCAAUCAUAGGUUAUAGACAUUGGGAGGGAUUCCAUCCAAUCAUAGGUUAUAGACAUUGGGAGGGAUUCCAUCCAAUCAUAGGUUAUAGACAUUGGGAGGGAUUCCAUCCAAUCAUAGGUUACAGACAUUGGGAGGGAUUCCAUCCAAUCAUAGGUUAUAGACAUUGGGAGGGAUUCCAUCCAAUCAUAGGUUAUAGACAUUGGGAGGGAUUCCAUCCAAUCAUAGGUUAUAGACAUUGGGAGGGAUUCCAUCCAAUCAUAGGUUAUAGACAUUGGGAGGGAUUCCAUCCAAUCAUAGGUUAUAGACAUUGGGAGGGAUUCCAUCCAAUCAUAGGUUAUAGACAUUGGGAGGGAUUCCAUCCAAUCAUAGGUUACAGACAUUGGGAGGGAUUCCAUCCAAUCAUAGGUUAUAGACAUUGGGAGGGAUUCCAUCCAAUCAUAGGUUAUAGACAUUGGGAGGGAUUCCAUCCAAUCAUAGGUUAUAGACAUUGGGAGGGAUUCCAUCCAAUCAUAGGUUAUAGACAUUGGGAGGGAUUCCAUCCAAUCAUAGGUUAUAGACAUUGGGAGGGAUUCAAUCCAAUCAUAGGUUAUAGACAUUGGGAGGGAUUCCAUCCAAUCAUAGGUUAUAGACAUUGGGAGGGAUUCCAUCCAAUCAUAGGUUAUAGACAUUGGGAGGGAUUCAAUCCAAUCAUAGGUUAUAGACAUUGGGAGGGAUUCCAUCCAAUCAUAGGUUAUAGACAUUGGGAGGGAUUCCAUCCAAUCAUAGGUUAUAGACAUUGGGAGGGAUUCAAUCCAAUCAUAGGUUAUAGACAUUGGGAGGGAUUCCAUCCAAUCAUAGGUUAUAGACAUUGGGAGGGAUUCAAUCCAAUCAUAGGUUAUAGACAUUGGGAGGGAUUCCAUCCAAUCAUAGGUUAUAGACAUUGGGAGGGAUUCCAUCCAAUCAUAGGUUAUAGACAUUGGGAGGGAUUCAAUCCAAUCAUAGGUUAUAGACAUUGGGAGGGAUUCCAUCCAAUCAUAGGUUACAGACAUUGGGAGGGAUUCCAUCCAAUCAUAGGUUAUAGACAUUGUGGCUUUUAAUGUAAUUCUUUUUUUUAAUGCUUUUGGAAAU
Messenger RNA from Oncorhynchus keta (chum salmon), 3375 nucleotides. RefSeq names its product sialoadhesin-like. Bases 140 to 2212 code for a protein of 690 amino acids. NCBI's taxonomy places the organism in Eukaryota, Metazoa, Chordata, Actinopteri, Salmoniformes, Salmonidae. The transcript is spliced from 16 exons. The record is from RefSeq and is a predicted model, not a curated record.